AUGAAUUGCUUGAACGGCGGAGACUCGGUGAAGAAGAUGCCGACGGCGGCGGUGGCGCCGGAGGAGGAGACCGGGGAGCGCCGGGAAACGGCGCUCACCAUCAUGUGGCAGGUCAGCCUGCCGUUCCUGGUCGCCGGCAUGGGCAUGGUGGGCGCCGGGCUCUACUUUGACUUCAUUCAGUGUAGCGGCUUUGAUACGAAACACUGUGGGACUAAAACAGCCAGGGGAGACACCAGGAAAGAGUCUCAGAUGAAUUGCUUGAACGGCGGAGACUCGGUGAAGAAGAUGCCGACGGCGGCGGUGGCGCCGGAGGAGGAGACCGGGGAGCGCCGGGAAACGGCGCUCACCAUCAUGUGGCAGGUCAGCCUGCCGUUCCUGGUCGCCGGCAUGGGCAUGGUGGGCGCCGGGCUCUACUUUGACUUCAUUCAGCACUGGACUGUGUUUCAAAAAAUCCCAGAAAUUGUGAUCAUGGUCCCUUCGCUUCUGGGACUCAAGGGCAACCUCGAGAUGACGCUAGCUUCCAGACUAUCCACUCAUGCCAACCUGGGCAACAUGGACGGCAAAGCAGAGAAAUGGAGCAUGGCCAUGUGCAACCUUGCUCUCAUCCAGUGCCAAGGCCUGGUUGUUGCUUUCUUGGCAUCAUUGGCAGCCAUUGGGCUCGGGUGGGGUCCACAAGGCACUUUCAAUUUCCCUGAUGCCGCCCUGAUGUGUGCCUCCGCCCUGAUCACAGCCAGUGUUGCCAGCUCCCUCCUGGAAAUUGUGAUCAUGGUCCCUUCGCUUCUGGGACUCAAGGGCAACCUCGAGAUGACGCUAGCUUCCAGACUAUCCACUCAUGCCAACCUGGGCAACAUGGACGGCAAAGCAGAGAAAUGGAGCAUGGCCAUGUGCAACCUUGCUCUCAUCCAGUGCCAAGGCCUGGUUGUUGCUUUCUUGGCAUCAUUGGCAGCCAUUGGGCUCGGGUGGGGUCCACAAGGCACUUUCAAUUUCCCUGAUGCCGCCCUGAUGUGUGCCUCCGCCCUGAUCACAGCCAGUGUUGCCAGCUCUCUCCUGGGGCUUGUGAUGAUCAUGGUGAUCCUGGUGAGCAGACGUUACCACAUUAAUCCAGACAAUGUUGCCACACCAAUCGCAGCUUCCAUGGGUGACAUCACAACCCUGGCCCUGCUGUCUUUCACUGCUGAACUCUUGUUUCAUUACAAACAUAGGUUAUGGCUUUCUUUGGCUAUUAUUGGCGGAUUCAUGUCCUCGAUCCCGGUCUGGGUUUACUUCGCCAUGAAAAACAAACACACCAAGGUGGUUUUGAAGACAGGCUGGGCCCCUGUGAUCAUCGCCAUGUUCAUCAGCAGUGCUGGUGGAGUAAUAUUGGACCUGGCCAUUGGUGUGUACCAAGGGAUCGCUGUGUUUCAGCCAGUGAUAAACGGUGUAGGUGGGAACUUGGUGGCUGUGCAAUCCUCUCGGUUGUCCACCCAUUUGCAUAAGAAUGCUGUGCCUGGUGAACUGCCUCCAGAAAAUGCCCAGGUCUGUGUGUCACCCCUCACACUCUUCCUGGGGAAAGGGAUUCAUUCCGUUUGCACCAGGGUUCUGAUGACAUUCGUCAUCAUUGGACACGUUGUGUUUGCGUUGACAAUCAGCGGGCUGAAGUCUGACAAUACACCUUUGACUGCGCUUUUCAUGACGGCGUAUUUAAUUGCUGCCGUUCUUCAGGUUGGUGUUCUGUUGUACGUUGGGUACAUCAUGGUGCACUGGAUGUGGCGACGGAAGAUCGACCCUGACAGCUCAGCCAUUCCUUACCUCACAGGGCUGGGAGACCUGCUGGGAACUGCCUUUCUAGCAGCUGCUUUCCACUUUCUAUAUUUACUGGGGAGCAUUGAACAAGAUGGCCACCGAACGUGAAGUUCUGCAAAUCUUUUUUUGGCAAUAAGUGACGCAGUGCAAGCAGCGUUCAAAGGAAGGAAGUGCUGUUUCUGUUGGAAAGAAAGAAAGAAAGAAAGAAAAGAAGUUCAAUCGCUCCGAUUCUUUUCUAAAAUUUCACAACAGCUGCUCAUCAUCAUUCGUCGUUUUUGAUGAUUUUUAUGAAGCAUUCGUGCGUGUUUUUCUUUGCUGUUUUUCUUCUUUUUUUCUUUUCUUAACGCACACUUAAUAAGUGUUUAGUUUUUGUUUUUUGUUUUUUACUUCCUUCGGGUGCUUCCAGAUCGCGAUUUACUUCGGCGAACGCGUCCCGGUGAUUCUCGACUCGAUUUAGAAACCAAAUUUUAGAACCAGUGGCAAGAAAACGAAGAAAAGAAGAAGUGCUGACGACGAGGACGACGAUCUCUGGUGCAAUUGUUUUACUAGAACGGAAUAAAACGAAAAAGUAUCUUGA
This is a messenger RNA of Notodromas monacha, 2359 nucleotides long. The record is from the annotation of a GenBank genome assembly. Lineage: Eukaryota; Metazoa; Arthropoda; Ostracoda; Podocopida; Cyprididae.